ACAGCGUAGGGCGAGAGUAGGGCAGGCGGAAUAAACUCAGUUUAACUGUCAUACAUCUUCCUGCUCUGUGCCGUGUCUGGAAAGUGCAGUGCUGGUUAGAUUGUGGGCGGUUUCAAGGACGAGAGCCGGUUUACAGUACGGAAAAGUGGACAAUUUUAUCAGCAAUGGCGCAACAAAGACAUUUUCUACAGUGUGUUUUCCACAGACGGGAGGCCGUAGCCCUUUAACAUGACACCGGAGAGUAGACGCUCUCAUCCAUGGGUCAGCAAAUCAGCAGAUAAAAACAAGAUUAUGUAGCCGCAGGUCACCCAGGACAUAGUUCAGUUUUGUUGUUGAUGCGUGGUUUGAAGAGAGGUGAUGGAUGUCCGCAUGGUUCUGGGGGGUCCAGAUAACAUUCUCCUGGCCAAUAAUCCUGACACAGGAAGUGGUUGUUUGAAGCAUCCCUGUGAGGACCAGGACAGAAGCUCCAGCCCGUCUGUCCUUCGUUCUGUGACCACUACAGGGAAGGAGGGUCUGCUGAACAGGAAGAGACCAUUUGUUGGAAGAUGCUGUCACUCAUGCACACCCCUGAGUCAGGAGAGGCUGUUCAACCCCAGCAUCCCUUCACUAGGGCUCCGUAAUGUGAUUUACAUCAAUGAAACACACACAAGACACAGAGGUUGGCUUGCACGGAGGCUGAGUUAUGUGCUGUUUGUCUUGGAGAGAGAUGUCCGGAAGGAAAUGUUUGCUCGCAAUGUGGUGGAGAACGUGCUCAACAGCAGCAGGCUGGAAAGUGCUAUCGUGGAGGUAGCAUCCGAAGGUGCUAGCACAGAUGCAGAGUCUGGAGUGGAUUCCAAAGCUGUCAGUAAAGUUAGACGGAAGGCCAGAGGAUUCCUGCAGGAAAUGGUUGCCAACAUCUCACCUGCCUUCAUCAGAAUAACAGGAUGGGUGUUGUUGAAAUUGUUUAAUGGAUUCUUCUGGAGUAUUCAGAUCCAUAAAGGUCAGCUGGAGAUGGUAAAGAAAGCAGCAUCUGAGUACAAUGUUCCCCUGGUCUUCCUUCCUGUUCACAAGUCCCACAUAGACUACCUGCUCAUCACCUUCAUCCUGUUUUGUCACAACAUCAAAGCCCCUCACAUCGCAGCUGGCAACAACCUCAACAUCCCUAUCUUAAGCACACUAAUACGGAAACUCGGAGGAUUUUUCAUUCGUCGUAAACUGGAUGAGACUUCAGACGGAAAGAAGGAUGUGUUAUACAGAUCACUGUUACAUGCAUACACAGAAGAAUUGUUGAGGCAGCAGCAGUUUCUGGAGGUGUAUUUAGAGGGCACGCGCUCUCGCAGCGGGAAGCCAUCUCCAGCACAUGCGGGCAUGCUCUCAAUCGUGGUUGACACACUCUGUGCCAACAGCAUCCCCGAUGUUCUGAUCGUGCCUGUAGGCAUCUCAUAUGACCGCAUUAUAGAAGGAAACUACAACAGCGAGCAGCUGGGCAAACCUAAAAAGAAUGAGAGUCUGUGGGGAAUUGCCUGCGGCGUGUUCAGGAUGCUCCGGAAGAAUUACGGCUGUGUGCGUGUGGAUUUCACACAGCCCUUCUCCCUUAAGGAGUACCUGGACACACAGCGUAGUCGCCAUCUCCAGGCCUCUCUCACGCUGGAGCAGAUCCUUCUCCCCACCAUCAUCGCUGCACAACCUGAUCAGGCUGUUUUUAAUGGAGAAGAUGAGGAUCUGCAUCUGAAUUCUAGAGACCUGUCAGAUGAGCCCUGGAGGAGGCAGGUCAUCGCUAACCUGGCCAAGCACGUUCUCUUCACCGCCAGCAAGUCAUCAGCAAUCAUGUCCUCUCACAUCGUGGCCUGUCUCCUCCUGUAUCGGCACAGACAGGGUGUACUGCUGUCUAAACUGGUGGAGGAUUUCUUCAAUAUGAAGGAAGAGAUCUUGUCACGGGACUUUGACUUGGGUUUUUCUGGGAAUUCGGAGGAUGUGGUCAUGCAUGCGCUUAGCCUUCUGGGAAACUGUGUGAAUGUCACCAGCACCAACAGAAACACAGAGUUCAUCAUCGCUCCUAGCAACACUGUACCUGCACUCUUUGAGCUCAAUUUCUACAGCAAUGGCCUUUUCCACGUCUUCAUUGCAGAUGCCAUUAUAGCUUGCAGCGCACUGGCCCUGCUGAGAGAGCAAUCUGCAACUUCAGUGAGUGAGCAGAAUUCUUCAUCUAAGCUGCUCAGCCAAGAGAGACUGAUCCGCAGAGCUGCAGGCCUCUCCCACUUUCUGUCCAAUGAGGUGGCAGUAGCGGUGCCUUGUCAGACUUUGUACCAGGUCUUCCAUGAUGCUGUCACCAGGUUAAUCGAGUAUGGUGUGCUCAUUGUAGCCGAGGAGGACCAGGAGGAGUUGAGCCCUUCUGAGGAGCCUUGGCCCAAGAAGUUUCCAGGGGCUCUUGCUUGGCGAAGUGAUGAAGAAGAUGAAGACAGUGACUUUGGAGAUGAACAAAGAGACCGUUACCUGAAGGUGAGCCCAUCAGCUGAGCCCCAGGAAUUUUAUACUUUUCUUCAGAGGAUUCUCACUCCGGUGCUGGAGGCCUACAGUGGUGCAGCUAUCUUUCUGCACAGCCUGAUAUCGCCCAUGUCAGAGAGAGAGUACACACAGAAGCUUUUCAAAUAUCUGCUAACUCGCACAGAGAGAGGAGUGGCUGCAUAUGGAGAGAGUGCCACACACUACCUCGUAAAAAAUACAGUGAAAACAUUUAAAGAGCUUGGGGUGCUCAAAGAGAGGCGAGAGGGUGGUGUGUGCCGUCUGGAGCUGAGCAGCACUUUCUUACCUCAGGCCAACAGAAACAAACUCCUGCAGUACAUUCUGGGUUUCAGUCUGCUGUGACACAUUAGGACCAUCAACACAGCUGCGCGGCUUUCCACACCACUCAAGGGCUUUUUACUGGCUAAUCAUGACUGUCAAAGGUGCUACUCUAAGGAAAGCUUUACCUGGAAUUGCCUUAACUAAACGCCUCAUACUAGACUUAAGUUAGUCUUCCCUUCACUGAAAAACCCUCCACUUAUGCACUACUCAAUACACAAGUAGUUCUGUCAGCUCUUUCGUUUACUAGAAGCUUCCAUUCACACAAUACUAUGCCAGUUUUGCCAGUGAAAGCCCUUGGUUUUCAGCUAAAUUGGGUGUCUUUAUAGCUCUGAAUGUUUAUAUGGUGUUAGUUUUUAACUCGGAUCAGUACAUGAAUGUCACUCUUUAUGAGGUCGCCUUCAGUUUUAACAAACACACAUCACUGGUAUGACGGCUGGUGUAUAGAAAUCUUUAAAAAAGGGCAUUUGAUUUUCUUUUUAACUUUCACUAUUACUGUCAGAGCAUGUAAAGAAAUCGACAUUACCUUGCAGAGAAUAGAAAGACGGAGAAUCUUUCGAUAACACGUGAAUGUCAUAAUGGAAAUAGUGGACUCAUUUUGAAAAAAAAUGCGUCCAAGUAGCUACUUUAUUCACUUUGUCACAUCCCAUCAUGGGUGCAGUUGGACAUCCAUGAAGGACAAACAGUAGAUGCAUGUAAUGGUUUUAGCAGGCCUAGAGGAUCAUGAGGGGGAAACUUUACUGGAAACUGAGCUUGAAUGCUUCUGCUUGGCUGACUAUUACAAGAUAUGUUUGUAAUAUUUGGAGGAGGUUCUCUUGCUGCCAAGCACUUUGAUUUCCUCCUCAGUUACUGGUAUAUUUUAUUUGGAGUUAAGUUCCUUGGCAGUGAGUCUUCUAUGCUCAGCAUGUGUGCAAUAUGUCUGUAGUAUGUGAAUUAAACUCUAUUUAUGCCAUAAAUUUGUCUCAAAGCACAAUAUAACCAGAAUGCUGAAAAAGGCACGUUGCCUUCAUAACCACUGGAAAAUUGUGUUUGUUGUUGAAUAUAUCGAGAGCCUGUGGGCAGGCAAAAGUUGAGGAUACCCUGUAAUGUCCCAAAACUGCAAUUUACUUUACCCCAUCUUCAUUCCGUUUUUAUUAUCUGCUCUUUAGAAAGCCUUUUCUGCUGAUUUAUCAUUUCCAACUUCAUUUGUCAUGUGUUUUGUAUUAUCCCGACUAUGACCCCAUGCUUGUUUUGACAAGUCCUUGAAGAAAACUCUUUUGUGCGUCAGCCUCUAGACGUUGCCAUGCAAUGGACCUGUUUUUACUGUGCAAGAAUGUAGUUGGCAGGCAUGCACACUUUGCGUAGGCUACCGAGAGACUUUGAUUAAAAAAGAUAAAGGCUGUUUCCACGAUCUUGGAAAAAUCUGAAAGGAUCCACUGGUUUUAAGGCUGUGAGCUCCUGGGCUUGGGAAAUUGUGGAUUUCUUUGCAUAUCAAAUCAGUUACGAUCUGCUCUAUGCUGUUUAUCUAUGUUGUCAUUAAGUCCUUAUCCAAUAAUCUUGAACUACUGGAAAAGUGAGGGAAAUUCAUUGGUCCCUGGUACAGCCCUGGUAGAAUAUAUAAGCUUACUUAUGUCACGAGUUACCUGAGCAGCUCAAACUGCUAAGUUGUAUAUUAGAUUUGAAGUGACAUUGAAAGUGUUUUAGAGACUGAAUCAAAGCUGUGAAGGUUUCAGAUACUCAAGGCAUAUUUGAACAGUUUGCACAAAAUAGUUGUGUGUGUCAAUAUGGCCGCAAAUAUUCAGCUUUAAAUUGCAAUUAAACGUCUGUUUUGAAUGGAAUAAUAGCUUACUACUUAAUAAAUACUGUGCAGUAUGUACUGCAUACUUCCUGUAAUUUGAAUCAGUUGGGAUUCAAUUCCACAUUUUAAAAAUUAUUUUAUCAUGUUGCAUGAUAAAUUGGAAAAUUAAUUGCGUUUUUAAAAUUAAUCAAAUGAUGAAUCAAGAAAUAUUAAAAAUCACAACUGAUAUUAUUUACUAUUCAUUUGAUACUUGUAACGCAAGGUCAAGCACAUUGCAUCGUGAGAUGCAGCGCUUCACGUCGUAAACUCUCUUAAUCCAUCUUUACACAGCUGAAUUAAGGCUGCUCAAAAUUCUGUGUAAAGGUGUAAUGCAGAAUGAAAGCCAGACUAAAUGAUACCUGCUCUGACCCACCUCAGUCCAUAGUAUAAAAGUGUACAGUUGUAAUUUAUGCAUAUUAUGCAUAGAGCAUUCAUACCAUAUAAUGCAGCAAUAGUAUGCUUUUUGGAAUAUAGCCAACAUUUUGAGGGAGUCAGAAUAAUAGAGCAAGUGUGUGAUUCCUAACUCUUCUCUACAUUGUGUGAAUGUGUUCAAUCAGCACUGAAGAUUGUAUAUUUGAAAUUCACUUGAAUAUAAACAGCCAUAUGCAUUUCUCUCUCCCAGCAGACAGCAAUAAGGCGUUUUUUUAUUAGUUGCCUGUCCAUUAUUGCAGUCAUGUACUCUCAUCCCAUGUGAAGUCGAUCAAUAGAUCCCUUUUGUGCUGUGAACAAUAUAGAUGUGAGGUGUUGUUUUAAAUCUAUCUGAGAAAACAAAGAUUAAGGCAGUCACAUUUAAUGUUCUCACAUCAAAUAAUG
Messenger RNA from Sinocyclocheilus rhinocerous, 5449 nucleotides. Its product is annotated as glycerol-3-phosphate acyltransferase 1, mitochondrial-like. The record is from RefSeq and is a predicted model, not a curated record. The transcript has 22 exons. Gene Ontology annotation, molecular function: glycerol-3-phosphate O-acyltransferase activity. Lineage: Eukaryota; Metazoa; Chordata; Actinopteri; Cypriniformes; Cyprinidae. Gene Ontology annotation, biological process: fatty acid metabolic process; triglyceride biosynthetic process; phospholipid biosynthetic process. The coding region runs from base 358 to 2844 and encodes 828 amino acids. Gene Ontology annotation, cellular component: plasma membrane; mitochondrial membrane.